Molecule: messenger RNA, 1536 nt
Organism: Microthlaspi erraticum
Lineage: Eukaryota; Viridiplantae; Streptophyta; Magnoliopsida; Brassicales; Brassicaceae
Source: the annotation of a GenBank genome assembly
AUGGAGACUAAGCUUCUGCUUUCUGCUCACAAACCCUUGUUCGUCUCUUGCAACUCUCCGUUCAAUGAAAAACCUCACCUUUCCGUCAAAUCCCAUUUACCCAUGUCCACAAUUCGAGCUGCGAGGUCUCAGUUUUUGGGGGAAGGAUUGAUUUUGGGGAACAAGUACGGGUUUUGGAGCGCUUCUAAGAAGCCCCGUGUCGUUGUCGAGCCGGUGAGAGCUGCUGUGAAGAGAAGGAAAGAGCUUACUUUCGAUAACGUUGUUCAAAGAGAUAAGAAGUUGAAACUGGUGUUGAACAUUAGGAAGAUUCUCGUGAGCCAGCCCGAUAGGACGAUGUCUCUUAGGGGUUUAGGUAAGUACAGGAGAGAUCUAGGGUUGAAGAAACGUCGUCGGUUUAUAGCUCUGCUUAGGAAAUACCCAGGUGUGUUUGAGAUAGUUGAAGAAGGAGCUUACUCACUGAGGUUCAAGAUGACAGCAGAGGCUGAAAGGCUUUACCUUGAGGAGAUGAAGAUUAAGAAUGAGUUUGAAGAUGUGUUAGUUGUUAAGUUAAGGAAAUUGGUGAUGAUGUCGAUCGAUAAGCGGAUACUACUGGAGAAGAUCUCUCAUUUGAGGACUGAUUUAGGGCUUCCUUUGGAGUUCCGGGACACGAUUUGUCAGCGUUAUCCGCAGUACUUCCGUGUAGUUCCUACUCAGAGAGGUCCAGCUUUAGAGCUGACUCAUUGGGAUCCUGAGCUUGCAGUGUCAGCUGCUGAGUUAUCUGAGGAAGAUAUUCAGUCUAGAGAUUAUGAAGAGAGGAAUUUGAUUAUUGAUAGACCGCCAAAGUUCAAUAGAGUUAAGCUUCCGAGAGGUCUCAAUCUAUCAAAGAGUGAGACGAGGAAGAUAAGUCAGUUCCGUGACAUGGUUUAUGUGUCUCCUUACAAGGACUUCGCUCACUUGAGGUCAGGAACACUGGAGAAGGAGAAGCAUGCUUGUGGGGUUAUUCAUGAGCUUCUGAGCUUGACGACUGAGAAGAGAACGUUGGUGGAUCACUUGACUCAUUUCCGUGAGGAGUUCAGGUUCUCGCAGCAGCUAAGAGGAAUGCUUAUAAGACAUCCUGAUCUGUUCUACGUGUCGUUGAAAGGGGAAAGAGAUUCGGUUUUCUUGAGAGAAGCUUACAGGAACUCUGAGCUGAUUGAUAAAGAUCCUUUGACUCUGGUGAAGGAGAAGAUGCGGGCGCUUGUUUCUGUACAGAGGUUCCCAAGGAGGGGAGGACCAAAGAGAGACGAAGAAGGAAGCGAGGGAGAGGGUGAGGAGGAAGAAGAAGGAGAAGAGAGUGAUGAUGAAGAAUGGUCUGAUGUUGAUGGUUACUUGGAAGGUGGAGGUGGUGACAAUGAUGGUGAUUGGAGUGAUGAAGAAGAUGUGCCUCCUAACUUUGAUGAUGAUGAAGACGAAGAAGGUGUGAAGAUUGGGCUGAGUCCUUCAAGUAGUCCUAGAAAGAAGGAAGAGAAAGUGCUUACUCCUGUGUUCCCUGAUGGUACUCCAAGAGAAAAGUGGUAG